CAAAAAAUUGGUUUCCCAGGCUCAGCUCUCCCGCUGCCCAGUGCUUCUAAGAAGAGCACGGGCCUCGUCAGUAGCAUACCCACAAUCAUGAGGGAUUCGCUGCUCCUGAUGCCUCCCAGCUUGCACUUACCACUACCGUCCAGACGACCGUCUCUUUACAUACGCGCUAGUAACUUGUGCGGAUCUUUCGAGCUGAUGGCGCGCACCUGCUCCAAAUCAUCGAAUUCAAGUUCUCCCCGCGCGCAGCAGGUCACUUCGACCGUUGCGUUACGCUGGACAAGAGGGACCAAUCAACGCCGUCUCGUGGAACCCAAACUCGAAAUAAUGCAGCAUUGUCUGCGAAUGUUAGUUGUCGGCCCCCUGGACGCGAAGGUUGACUGCCUGAAAAAUCAGUCUUGGAUCAGCAAAAAAUUGAUAAAAAUCUAUAUAAUCGACGCCUCAUUUUACAAGCGGUCGCCCUUCAGCAAAUUCUUCUUGACAGCUACCCUGUUUCCUCGCCUCCGUGUAGACAACGGAAUGAAGAUCUGGUAUUGCAUCAAUAGAUCUAUCCACGUCCAGCUCCUUGAGGAGUUAUACCAAGCAUUUUCGAGACCCACUCCGCUUAUACAGGCACCCUCAUUUAGCCAGGCUAUCCUACCACACUAUCGCCCUCGAUCAAUGUAUUGGUGGAAGCAUCGUCAACUAGGCCUGUCACACUGUAACGCGCAAGAGCUUACUGACCGCCUGGUGCAAAUAGACUCAUAAAUUGCGCAAGAUGUGUGUAGUCGGUAUACAUAAUCGAAAAUUCCUCAG
Suillus subaureus is the source of this 792-nucleotide messenger RNA. RefSeq lists its product as uncharacterized. NCBI's taxonomy places the organism in Eukaryota, Fungi, Basidiomycota, Agaricomycetes, Boletales, Suillaceae. Gene Ontology annotation, biological process: translational initiation. Bases 88 to 744 code for a protein of 218 amino acids. Gene Ontology annotation, molecular function: translation initiation factor activity; tRNA binding; ribosome binding. Gene Ontology annotation, cellular component: cytosolic small ribosomal subunit. The record is from RefSeq and is a predicted model, not a curated record. The transcript has 4 exons.